AGCCUCCAUUCUACAAACGUGGAUUGAAAAUUCGCAAUCCCUAGUUUCUCAUGGUUGCACGCAGCCACGCACCGGUCGCCUACAUCGUCACAAGCGAUCACUCACGGCCUUGCCCUCCAUCGUCGGUUCAUUUUCUGUCUUCCGUAGCGACAAGCAGCCAGAGACCCAGAGCUAGCCAAACCAACGCCAUUACAUUUACGCCAGGAAGUCCAGAGCCCAAAAGUAUUUAGUACUUUUUGGAGACAGCCAUUUGCAUAAUCAUCUUCCAACGACCACGUUAUGGAUCGUCCACCUCACAACUUUGCAGCUGCAUCUGCUAAUUCCAUGGCCUACACUCAACAGCAGCGACAAGUAGCAAAUAUUCAACAGCAAUUUGGAUUUCAUCCACAACAUCAACAAUUCCCCACAACAGUGCCUGCUCCGUUCCUACAACCACAUCCUUCUCAAUUCCCAUACCAUCCACACAUGCAAGUACAACACCAACCACAACUCCACCCUCAACUUCUUCAUCUUCAGCAGCAACAGCAACCACCACCUAAUUUCCCUUCACAUCUGCCUCCCCACCUUGUUUCUUCACCUUUCCCUGGCGUUUAUGAUUCUCCUCCACUCCCUACUCCUCCUCCAUCUGAUCCUGAUCUCCAAAAGCGUAUUGACAAGCUUGUGGAAUAUGCAGCUAAGAAUGGUCCUGAGUUUGAAGCCAUGAUCCGCGAAAAGCAGCAAGAUAAUCCUGAUUACAAUUUCCUCUUUGGUGGAGAGGGGAAUGGUUACUAUAGGUACAAGCUUUGGUUAUCUACACGUCCCCAAAGUGGACCCUACCCUUCCUUUCCACAAUCUUCUGUACCUACCAUGCAUCCUCCUACUAAUCCUGCCAUGAAUCCUUCGUCUCUGAAUGCACCAGCAAUCGGCACUGGUCCUCCUCCUCCUCAAUUGCACCAACCAGCUUUUCCUCCAUUUUAUGAUCAGCAGCAUCACUAUCAGCAUCCUCAGCCUUUCGUUGCUCUUGGCCGGCCAGAUUAUGUUCAGUCCUUCAAAGGCCUUUCUGGUCCACUCCCCUCUGAUAUUGCGAUGGAGCUUACUAACAUGCUUAGCAAUCUAAAUGGUACCAAAGAGUCAAUCAAAAGUACCAAGAUAUGGUUCAUGCAGAGGUCUCCAUUUGCACCGGCUUUGGCUGAGGCACUUAGAGAUAGAAUAUUUACUUUGGAUGAUUCAGAGAGGCAAUUGCAUGUGAUUUACCUUGUCAAUGACAUUCUUUUUGACAGUUUGCAGAGAAGGGCUAACCCUCAUGACCUUGAUAAUGAAGCUCUUGCAUUUAAACCUGUUUUAGGUUCAAUGCUUGCAAGAAUAUAUCACAAUCCUCAAAAUGGGGAAAACCGAUCUCGUUUACAGAGAAUUUUGCAGUUUUGGGCAUCCAAGGAAGUUUACAGCCAAGAUGACAUAUAUGUCCUUGAGAGUGAGAUGAUUAGUGGACCACCAGGGCCUCCAAAAGAGUUGUCUCAUGAUUCAGUGGAGUCCUCAGUACCUGCAGGAAUUCUACAGGAUACAACACACAAUAAUGUAUCUAUGUGGCAGCUUGACAAACAAAGUUCUAUUCCAAAUGUGCUGGACCAAGCUGAUAAACAAGGGGGGCCUGCCUUGCUUCCAUCACUAGUAAACCAGCAAUUUCUUCCGAAUUCAGUCCCUACUGGGGCUUUUCCAGGGUCUGUGCCAUUAAAUUCUAAUCCUCAGUCUUCUAGCCAACAACAAUCAGCAAAUAUUGGUGAAAAGUUGCCCGCUUAUCCACUUUUCCCACCUGGUCUUAUUCCUGGAAUGGUUAGAAAAAUGCAAAUUGGGAGUGGGGUGCCUUACUGCCCCCUCAGUCCUUUGGAUAUCCCAACAGUUAUACCUCCAUCUGAUGUAUCACCAUCAGAAGUUCUCGAUAGAGUAUCGAAGUUUUUCAAAGAGAUUGGAGAGGUUAACCCUUCUGAAGGAUCCUUGAAAUCUAAUUCUAGAGAUGAGGAUGAUGAGGAUGAGAUGGAACCUCCUGUUCGUAGGGGAGGAGCUUGUAUCCCUCCGCCCCCAAAUCAGCAGGCAGACCCAGAUUCAGGAGCUUAUACUGAGCAGAAACCAGGUCCCAGUGGCUCAGGAAGAUUAGGACUGGGAGCAACAGCCAAUCCCAAUGAGGCAAGUCAAUAUGAUGAUGUUUAUAUAUCUUAUAGAAAACAGAGAAGCACUUCGUACCAUUCAUCUAUGAGUGCACGAGCUGCUACAAGGUAAAGCCUUUCAAAUAUCAUUUGAAGAUCCAUAGAGAAUGGAAUCAAAUAGUCCUUGUUCAUUUAUAUGUUAGAAAUAGUAUUAACUUUCUUCGACAACGCU
This is a messenger RNA of Hibiscus syriacus, 2352 nucleotides long. RefSeq lists its product as uncharacterized. NCBI's taxonomy places the organism in Eukaryota, Viridiplantae, Streptophyta, Magnoliopsida, Malvales, Malvaceae. Gene Ontology annotation, cellular component: perinuclear region of cytoplasm. The coding region runs from base 280 to 2253 and encodes 657 amino acids. Gene Ontology annotation, molecular function: RNA binding. The transcript is spliced from 4 exons. The record is from RefSeq and is a predicted model, not a curated record. Gene Ontology annotation, biological process: intracellular calcium ion homeostasis; RNA processing.